Molecule: messenger RNA, 891 nt
Organism: Melopsittacus undulatus (budgerigar)
Lineage: Eukaryota; Metazoa; Chordata; Aves; Psittaciformes; Psittaculidae
Gene: HOXC4
Product: homeobox C4
Exons: 2
Coding region: 1-891 (296 amino acids)
Biological process (GO): embryonic skeletal system morphogenesis; anterior/posterior pattern specification; positive regulation of transcription by RNA polymerase II
Cellular component (GO): nucleoplasm; nucleus
Molecular function (GO): DNA-binding transcription factor activity, RNA polymerase II-specific; RNA polymerase II cis-regulatory region sequence-specific DNA binding
Source: RefSeq, a predicted model, not a curated record
AUGGUGAAAGUAACUUUACGGGGUCGCCAGCUAGUAGGAGGGCUUUAUGGAGCAGAAAAACGACAAAGCGAGAAAAAUUAUUUUCCACUCCAGAAAUUAAUGAUCAUGAGCUCUUAUUUGAUGGACUCUAACUACAUCGAUCCGAAAUUUCCUCCAUGCGAGGAAUAUUCGCAAAAUAAUUACAUCCCAGACCACAGUCCGGAGUAUUAUAGCCGGGGCAGGGAGCCCAGCUACCAGCACCACCCGGAGCUGUACCCGGUACCGCGACCCUCCUUCCCCGACCGGCCCUUCGGCUGCGGGGGGCUCCAGGCACCCGGGAACCCGGCCACGCUCCAAAGGGGACCGGGGCCAGCUCCAGGAGGGCAGCACCUCUCAGAGAAAGCGCAGCAGCUCUGCGAGCAAGCUGCCUUGUCCUCCUCCUCCUCCACCACUCCUUCCCCAGCCCCUCCAGCCUGCAGCCAGCCAAACCCCGAGCAUCCCACCAGCACAGCAUCCAAACAGCCCAUAGUCUAUCCCUGGAUGAAAAAAAUCCACGUCAGUACUGUGAAUCCCAAUUACAAUGGAGGCGAACCCAAGCGGUCCAGGACAGCCUACACCAGGCAGCAGGUUCUGGAGCUGGAGAAGGAGUUUCACUAUAACAGGUACCUGACCCGGCGGCGGCGCAUCGAGAUCGCCCAUUCGCUUUGCCUCUCCGAGCGCCAGAUCAAAAUCUGGUUUCAGAACAGGCGGAUGAAAUGGAAAAAGGACCACAGGCUGCCCAACACCAAAGUACGGGCAGCGCCGGCAGCGCCCGCAGCCGCCGCAGCCGCCCCGGCCAGCACGGCCGCGGGCGAGGAGCUGCCCUCCGCGGCCGCGCAGGACCCGCGCACGGAGGAUAUCACCAGGUUAUAA